Rhodofomes roseus is the source of this 759-nucleotide messenger RNA. RefSeq lists its product as uncharacterized. The transcript is spliced from 3 exons. The coding region runs from base 89 to 712 and encodes 207 amino acids. NCBI's taxonomy places the organism in Eukaryota, Fungi, Basidiomycota, Agaricomycetes, Polyporales, Fomitopsidaceae. The record is from RefSeq and is a predicted model, not a curated record.
AUGUGACUGUCCAACCAUCGCUCCUAAACCUGAUUCGAAUUCGCUCAUUCUUACCGCCUUCACCUAGCCCUGAGCACACACGUUCUAUAUGUCCGUAGCAAGCACUAGCACGGCAAGUGAUGUCUGGGAACAGUCUCUGCCAGAUGCAUCCUCUCUCGCGCACCGCGUGAAAGCCAAGGCUCCCGUGGCGGUUGUUCGUGACUCUUGGGACGACGACGAUGACGAAGACAAGGAGGAGGAGGACCCGCAGGCACUAUGGGAGAACGCUAACAAGAAGGCUCCCAUGCCCGAGUUAGUCAUGGUUGGGUCCGGCACGAGCACGGUCCUGCCACCGCCGCCCGCUGCAUUUCAGCCUACGCUGAAGAUCCUGAAGCGACCGACCGCCGGAGCGUCGUCGUCGGCUCCAGCUGCUCAGUCGGCCGUCGACGCACAGAAGUCGUACGCAGAGAGGGAGGCGCAGUACCAAGCCGCGCGCCAGCGUAUAUUCAGCGACAGCCCGCGCCAGGGCGGGGCAGAUGGACUAUCGAUUGAUGCAGAGCGGGGUGCUACUGUCAAGUCGCGUUCGCCACCGCCUGCGGACACGACCAGCGUGAAGGUCCUCCGCGCUCCUCGAGGACCGCCUAUGGAUCCCUCCGCCUCCUCAACGACAAAUGCCAAACCGUCGCGAGGGUUUGCGGGCAAACGCGGGGGACGUGGAGCACCACGAGGAUGAUUGAGACUGGUGCUAACUCUUUCUCGUGUUCGAUUUCUUACCCGUUA